Molecule: messenger RNA, 1209 nt
Organism: Pimephales promelas (fathead minnow)
Lineage: Eukaryota; Metazoa; Chordata; Actinopteri; Cypriniformes; Leuciscidae
Source: RefSeq, a predicted model, not a curated record
CUGAUAAAGGCCUCUUUGGAAACACCAAUGCCCAUCCAGUCUGUACAGAAGGCACCAGUGGCGUCCUCAAAGGUGCUCACAUCCUCCUCACAUGGAGCACCCAUGCAGGAGAAGAUGGAAGCUAGGCCCAAACUGAAGAUCCCUGAGCCAUUACGGCAGGAGCUGCUGCAGAAGAAGCCUUACACUCUUCUGUCUCUACAGAAGGCACCAGUAGCAUCCUCAAAGGUGCUCACACACUCCUCACAUGGAGCACCAAUGCAGGAGAAGAUGGGAGCUAGGCCCAAACUGAAGAUCCCUGAGCCAUUACGGCAGGAGCUGCUGCAGAAGAAGCCUUACACUCUUCUGUCUCUACAGAGGGCACCAGCAGCAUCCUCAAAGGUGCUCACAUCCUCCUCACAUGGAGCACCAAUGCAGGAGAAGAUGGGAGCUAGGCCCAAACUGAAGAUCCCUGAGCCAUUAAGGCAGGAACUGCUGCAGCAGAAGCCUUACACUUUUCUGCAUGGACCAUCCACGCCUGACACCUCCACAAAGAGGCAAAAUCAAAAGAUCCCUGAGCCUGAGAUAGCACCUGUUUGUUGCACACAGGGAGUACUUGUUGUUGACAAGAUCUCCGAGAUGAAAGAUCCUAAAAACCCUGAGCUCUUGAGGAAGGAUUCACAAAAUGAGUCUCCCGCAAAAGUCAGGAUCCCAAGGAAGCAGAGGGAGAAGUUGAGGGACUGGUGGGGGCAUCGGCAGAAGUAUAUGCAAAAGGGAGUGUCUGGAAGAAAGGAAGACCCCAGAAGGACGACCCCAGAGAGAACACUUUCUCCACCGUGUUCCCCACAGCAACCACAGAAGUCUCCCGAGGGAUCAUCCAUGUCCAGAUGGAGGAAGAGUGCGUCUCUAUGGAGCACAGAAGCUUCUGACGCAGGUCUGUGUCAGGCACCUCCACAAAAGCGCUGUGUGGAACCGAGGCCCUACAACUGUCCAGCCCCUCAGGACAGUGCAGGAGUGGACAGGUCCGCCACACAAGAAAAGCAGCAGAUGGCUAUCCAAGUCAGCAAUCAACAGUCAGAACCAGGCAGCUUCGACCAAAUGGACUAUUUAAGUCACAUAUUUGCUCAUUUUUGUAUAAUUUCCAAUGUUUAAUAUUUAUCUUGUUUGUAUAGGAGUACAUGUCUUAUGUGAAUACAUACAGACAGUAUAAUAAAAUUAUAUAUAAAAACUGUA